Messenger RNA from Tuber aestivum (summer truffle), 1125 nucleotides. The record is from the annotation of a GenBank genome assembly. NCBI's taxonomy places the organism in Eukaryota, Fungi, Ascomycota, Pezizomycetes, Pezizales, Tuberaceae.
AACCCACCAUCCGGGAACCAGCAAUCAAACACACCACCACAAGGACGCACCAACAACAAGGUGAGUCCCUUUAAUGUUAUAUUGUCUACUGAGGACCGACCCACUAAAUUCACGAGAAGUGAACAGUAGCCGACCAUGUUCAGACUUGCCACCAAUCUUGCAUUCCCGCCUGCGGGCAUCUACCGCCACCCCCCUCAAGUCCACUAUGCAUGCAGGGCGAUUAGCACUACUCCGGUGGGCUUAAGGUUUUAAUAGCCCGCAAGCUGUUCUAACCACAUUACAAUAUUCAGCAGAAGAUGCGUAUCACCAAUCUUAAGUAUCAGACUGCGUAUUCGAAGGUCACCAUGACAGAGGCCCAGCAGAGACUGGGCUUUACGUUCAGGCAAUUCGAAAGUCAUUCCAUGCCGGUUAGCCAGAUGUUGGCACACAUCAAGCCUGAGAUUGACGGUCUCGGAAAAGAUCAGGUUCAGAAAACCAAGGAAAAGGUUUUCGACAAUAUUGUCGAAUUUAUUGAAGGUGAAUGCUAUCCUACAGAGUCGAACGAAGAUUUCAAGGAAGCUAAUGUCAAUGACUUGGUUUUACUUAUAAUCCUCCCUAUACUCACGGCUUUCAGACGUGAGACUGGGUGCGACCUUUGCCUACAAAGGGAAAAAGAGAUUAUUGCCGUGGACUCGGAGACUGGUGGCUAUCAGGAAUUUGUUGUGAUGGACUUUAUCGGGCUGGUGGACCAGAAGUUUGUUUUUGUAGUGGAAGCAAUGAAGUCCUCUGUUGGACAGGCGAAGAGACAAUGUUUGUUGGCAAUGAAAGAUAUGGGAGAUAAUAAUGGCGGAGGGGUGGUGCAUGGCUUUGUUACUACCGGGGAUCAGUGGCAAAUGAUCCGGUAUGAUGGCACGGCUUUUACUCAGACAGAGCACUUUCAGGUGAUGUUUCCUACAAUGGGGCGGGAGAAGGGGAGAUGGAUGAAGGAGGCCUCAAUUAUUGUGGACUCUAUUCACGCAGCGUUGAGAAGCGGAGUAUUUCUGGCGGGUAAUUGAAAGUGAGCAUCUGGUGGAGUUUUUCUCACGGGGAUUUGUAUUUUUUUGCGGUAGGGUGUAAUUAGUCGUUAAUUGAUUCUCUUUACUCUUG